Messenger RNA from Tachysurus fulvidraco (yellow catfish), 1950 nucleotides. RefSeq names its product oxidative stress responsive kinase 1b (gene oxsr1b). Bases 292 to 1908 code for a protein of 538 amino acids. Gene Ontology annotation, biological process: protein phosphorylation. The record is from RefSeq and is a predicted model, not a curated record. Lineage: Eukaryota; Metazoa; Chordata; Actinopteri; Siluriformes; Bagridae. The transcript is spliced from 18 exons. Gene Ontology annotation, molecular function: protein serine/threonine kinase activity; ATP binding.
CAAACAUGGCCGCCGGCGGUGUCCGUGUAUGUGUUAUCAGCACCCAAGAUGGCCGCCCGCUGCAUCCGUUUGUGUUCCGCAGGAAUGUGGAAGGCGGCGGCCGCGGCGCUAGAGCCAAACUUUGGGGAAUGAUAGCGGGCGCUGUAUGGGAGCCGCUGUUUGAGGGAAGUAGCAUCGCUGGACGGCCUGCAUUCGCAAUUUAUACGUUUUCAGAAAGCACCUGAGACUGAAGAGCUUGUAUUCGGGUCGUAUUUAAAGGAGAAAAUACGGCUUUAUCACAACAUUGAAGCCAUGUCGGAGGACCUGAGCUCCCAAACCUGGUCCAUUAACAAGGAUGACUAUGAACUACAGGAGGUCAUUGGAAGUGGAGCCACAGCAGUCGUCCAGGCUGCUUACUGCGUUCCCCGCAAGGAGAAGGUCGCCAUCAAACGCAUCAACCUGGAGAAAUGCCAGACCAGCAUGGAUGAGCUCCUGAAAGAGAUCCAGGCCAUGAGCCAGUGCCACCAUCCUAACAUUGUGUCAUACUAUACCUCCUUCGUAGUGAAAGACGAGCUGUGGCUGGUUAUGAAGCUUCUAAGCGGUGGGUCUGUGCUGGACGUGAUAAAACACAUCAUUUCACGAGGGGAGCAUAAAACCGGAGUGCUGGACGAGCCCAGUAUAGCCACCAUUCUGAAAGAGGUUUUACAAGGACUUGAGUACUUGCACAAAAACGGGCAGAUUCACAGGGAUCUGAAGGCUGGAAACAUCCUGCUGGGGGAAGACGGCUCUGUUCAGAUCGCAGAUUUCGGCGUAAGUGCCUUUUUAUCCACCGGCGGUGACAUCACCAGGAAUAAAGUGCGCAAGACGUUCGUCGGGACGCCAUGCUGGAUGGCUCCUGAAGUCAUGGAGCAGGUAAAGGGUUAUGACUUUAAAGCAGAUAUUUGGAGUUUUGGGAUCACAGCCAUUGAGUUGGCCACAGGAGCUGCUCCCUACCACAAAUACCCUCCUAUGAAAGUGUUGAUGCUGACGCUGCAGAACGAUCCUCCUUCCCUGGAGACGGGAAUCACGGAUAAAGAAAUAGUAAAGAAGUACGGCAAAUCCUUCAGGAAGAUGAUCUCACUGUGUCUGCAGAAGGACCCGGAGAAAAGGCCAACAUCAUUGGAGCUCUUAAAACACAAGUUCUUCCAGAAAGCAAAGAAUAAUGAGUUUCUACAGGAGAAGUUACUACAGAGAGCACCAACAAUAUCAGAACGCUCCAAAAGGGUAAGGCGGGUUCCCGGCUCCAGCGGCAGGCUGCAUAAAACAGAAGAUGGUGAAUGGGAAUGGAGUGAUGACGAGUUGGAUGAGGAAAGUGAGGAGGGCAAAGCUGCUGUUGCUGCUUUACGGUCUCCAAGAGUAAAGGAAGGCACUUCGAACUCAGAGCAGCUUUUCCAGCCAGCGGAGCCCUUCAGCAGUCACCUCCAGACAGGAGGACCUCCUGCUCACCCCGAUUUACCUCAGCCUGGUGGGCAGGCUGUGCCGUCCUCACAGUCCCCACCUCCUCUGGUUAACCUCGCCCAGGUCCUUACUCCUACCCCUGCUCCAGCCCCUGUCCCAGCCCAGGUUCCUGCCCCUGUCACUGCCAGCGAUGCCUCCAAGUCGCCCAUCAGCCUGGUGUUGAGGUUGAGAAACCUGAAAAAGGAGCUGAACGACAUACGAUUUGAGUUCAUGCCUGGACGAGACACGGCAGACGGAGUGUCCCAGGAGCUGGUGUCCGCGGGGCUGGUAGAUGGGAGGGAUUUAGUUAUAGUUGCUGCUAAUUUGCAGAAGAUAGUCGAUGAGCCUCAAGUCAAUAAAAACGUCACCUUUAAGCUGGCGUCUGGCGUCGAAGGCUCCGAGAUUCCCGACGACGUUAAACUCAUGGGAUUCGCUCAGCUCAGUAUCAGUUAAAGUUUGCCUCCACGCAGGGACCAUGACUUGCCUAAAAAAUGU